This is a messenger RNA of Pollicipes pollicipes, 2328 nucleotides long. Its product is annotated as angiotensin-converting enzyme-like. Gene Ontology annotation, molecular function: metallopeptidase activity; peptidyl-dipeptidase activity. Gene Ontology annotation, biological process: proteolysis. Gene Ontology annotation, cellular component: membrane. The record is from RefSeq and is a predicted model, not a curated record. NCBI's taxonomy places the organism in Eukaryota, Metazoa, Arthropoda, Thecostraca, Pollicipedomorpha, Pollicipedidae. The transcript is spliced from 14 exons. The coding region runs from base 1 to 2328 and encodes 775 amino acids.
AUGCGUCUGACAGUGGCCGUGGUGACGCUGCUGGCGGCGGCCGCCGCCUUUGACGUGGAGGACCUGCCUCCGAUCGACACCAUAGCGGACCAAAUCAACUCCGGCCAGGUGCCAGCCGAGCGUGUGGCGGAGAUGGCGCGCGACGGCCAGGUACCGAUCGAGUACAUGAUGGAUGUCAAGCACAGCCUGACGCCCGAGGCCAAGCGGCGCGAGGCCGGCGACGACGAAUACGAGUACUACGAGGAGGAGCCGGAGGAGCCGGAGCUGGAGCCGGAGUCGGAGCCAGAGCCGGAGCAACCUGAAGUGGAGCCGAGCCGGGGCGAGCCGGCCACCUAUCUGGAGCCGGAGGAGGCACCGGCCGAACCCCGGCUGCGGGCUGGCCAAGCGACGGCCGGAGAUGGCCGCCUUCGGGAGGACGGCACCGGCGGCGGCGGCGGCGGCAGUUCCGACGGUGGCGUCAUUCCUGUGCCCCGUCCGGGUGAUGUCAUCGAUGACGUCAGCGCGCUGAGGAUCCUCGGCUUCUACUCCAGACAGGAGUCGCAGGUGUGCACCGGACGCUUCCAGAAUCUGUACAACUUCUACACAGCCGACCGGACGCUGGGACCCACCAAGGUGGAUGCCGAGGUCGAAUACCUCAGGCUGUGGCGUGAAUUCGCCACAAACGCCACCAACCUGGACUUGUCUUCACUCGACCGAACUGACCUGGUGGAGCUGUUCAUGGUGCUCAAGCAUGGUGGAGUUUCGAUGCUGAGCGACCAAGAUCUGCGUGAACUGGUGACAGCCAUGACCAACUUGGAGACAACCUUCGCCGGAGCCAAGAUUUGCGACUACUUUGAGAAGAGCCGCUGUAAUCUGAAUCUGUACAAAGACGUGCGUGUGAAGCUGGCCUCUUCCACGAACCGCAACGAGCUCCUCCACUAUUGGGUCACGUGGCGCAACCAGCUGUCGCGCAACUCGCCCCGGCUCUACGGCACCUACGUCCGCCUGCUGGACGCGGCCGCCAAGCUGCACAAUUCCAAAUCGAACGCCUGGGACCUGGUCAUGUACCCGUAUGCGCACGGAAACAUGCGUGACCUGCUCAGCCAGCUGGAGCGCAUCUGGGAGAAGGAGAUCUCGCCCAUGUACUGGCAGUUGCACACGUACGCGCGGUACCGACUGCGCGAGCGGUAUGGUUCCGAUGCGGUACCAGAGCGCGGCGCGAUCCCGGCGCACCUGCUGGGCAGCCUGGAGGCGGACGACUGGAGCCCGCUGGAGCACCUGCUGCAGCCCGUCGCCAACGCCAGCCGGCUCGACUUCCACCGGCGCUGCAUGGACCACAACGUCGAGGUGCGUGACCUGAGGAGGGAGGCCGGCGUCCUGUACACGCGACUCGGUCUGAACGGCACCCUGAUUGAUGACGCCAUGUACUCGAAGCUGAACGUGGCUGCACCUGGCAGCGACAGCGUGCUCUUCCUGCCGCGUGUUUUGGAUCGCUGCUACUCGACUUACCGCAAGCAGAUAGCCAUAGCGAUCUACCCCACCAACACCACUCUGUCCGACUACAUCGAGUUGGUGGAGCUGUCUGGCACCGUGCACAAGUUCAACGAGCGCGCCCAGUCAAUGUUCGCCGACAACUUCGGCUUCCCAUACAAGGACAGAGAGGGCUUCCGCGGCUACGGGCUGGACCUGGCCAUCGGCGGCGCUCGUGCGCUGGCCGCCGUAUCGCCGCGGGGUCUCAGCAGUAUGCUCGGCUUCCAGUCACUGAGCGACAACAACGGCACGCAGCUCAACCUCCAGAUGGCCCACAUGCUCAAGCUGCUGCCGCGGAUCGCCGCCUCCAUGGCGGCCCUGCGCUGGCAGGCGGAUGUCAUGACUGGAUCGGUCCCCGAGUCGGAGUACAACAGCAAAUGGUGGGAGUACAAGAAGGUGUACCAGGGCGUCUCGCCGCCCGAGGCCAGGGACGAGACGCACUUUGACGCCUUCGCGGACGGCACCCUGACGCUGCCCAGCUACCACAUCAGGCGGCUGGUCGGCGGUCUGGCCAUGUUCAGCGUGCACAAGUACCACUGCCGAAUGUAUGGUGACGUGAACGAGCCGCUGUCCCAAUGCGCCAUUCUCGAUAACCUGCAGCUGGGGGUCAACAUCAGGAAUGUGCUAGUGAAGGGAAACUCGAAGCCGUUCGGGGACCAGCUGAUGCAGCUGACGGGCCAGGCCCAGCUGUCCGGCCAGGCCAUGGUGGAGCAGCUGCAGCCCGUCACCGAGUGGCUGGUGCAGUUCAACAAUGCUGUGAGUAGCCGCAGCUCGUCAGACGGAGGAGCAUGGCGCCGGCCAAUGCAGCCGUUCAACUAG